Messenger RNA from Coregonus clupeaformis (lake whitefish), 1419 nucleotides. RefSeq names its product cysteine dioxygenase type 1. Gene Ontology annotation, biological process: L-cysteine catabolic process. NCBI's taxonomy places the organism in Eukaryota, Metazoa, Chordata, Actinopteri, Salmoniformes, Salmonidae. The record is from RefSeq and is a predicted model, not a curated record. The transcript has 5 exons. Gene Ontology annotation, molecular function: cysteine dioxygenase activity; ferrous iron binding. Bases 49 to 651 code for a protein of 200 amino acids.
AAAAGUUAGUUAGAAAGCAAGCUUACGGGGAUAAAUACGCGCUUAACCAUGGAGCAAACCGAAGUGAUGAAACCAGAAACUCUUGACGAUCUGAUCAAAAUUUUGCAUAAAAUCUUUGAAAGUGACAAUAUCAAUGUGGAGGAGGUGCAAAAUAUAAUGGAAGCAUAUGACAGCAAUCCACAGGAAUGGAUGAAAUUUGCAAAAUUCGACCAGUUCAGGUACACAAGGAACCUGGUGGAUGAAGGGAAUGGAAAGUUCAACCUCAUGAUACUCUGUUGGGGAGAGGGUCACGGCAGCAGUAUCCAUGACCACACAGACUCCCACUGUUUCAUGAAGUUGCUGCAAGGCCAGCUGAAGGAAACGCUUUUUGAAUGGCCCGAUAAAAAAACAUGCAACAUGGUUCAAAAAUCUCAGAGAAUCCUACAAACAAACCAGUGUGCCUACAUCAAUGAUUCCUUUGGGCUGCACCGAGUAGAGAACGCCAGUCACACAGAAUGUUCGGCCAGUUUGCACCUGUACAGUCCCCCCUUCCAGACCUGCCAGACAUUUGACCAGCGGACUGGACACAAGAACACUGUCAAGAUGACGUUCUGGAGCAAAUUUGGAGAGAGGACUCCAUUUGAAACCACAGUCUCACAAGAAAACAACUGAGAAGCUGAAGACAUUUGCGUUUGGAAUGACAAUGUUGUAAAUUCAGUCAACAUGACACUGCAAAGAAGCCAAAUGCGGACCUACAACUAAACAAUAUAUUGGAGAGGACAGUUCAAAAGGACAUGUGGGUAGUUAGAAUGGCUUUAUCACAGCCCAGUGUGAGCUUGGCAAAAACUGAUGAGCACAGGAUGAAUGCAUGAAUAGGCUCAGCCAUGGAUUGAAUCUGCUCUUUGUUUGGUAGGCCUGAGGAGACCCCUUCCCAAUAACAGCAUUCCUAUGUGUCUAUGACCUGUGUAACCACACUUUUGUAUUGUUACGGCGGACGGUUGAAGUGUAUGAUGUAUGAGUGGAAAUAGGUUGUCUAUUCAAUCACAUAAAGUGAUGAUCUAAAAGCAUUCUGUGAUCAACAGUUUUACACUCAAUGGAGCACUUUUAUUGCGGUAUUAUUGAUUUUUACACAAAAUUCUCUUAACACUUGUCAAAAUAGUUAUGUAACAUUAAAUUGUUUGUACAGUCAAAUUAGUGUGGCAAUUUGCAUUUGGCAAAGGUAAAGCUUUAUAAAUGUAUUAGAAAAUACGAUGCCUGUAAUUUAUAUUUGCUGUGUUCAGUUUUUGGGGAUGAAAAGGGGUGUUAAUUGGUUUUAGCUAUUUCAGUGUCAUUCUUGAAUGUGUUUCAUUGGUUUCAACCUAUGUAUUUGGAGACUUGUCAAGGAGAGUCUGGACUUUAGGGGCAGGGUUGUAUUAUAAUAAAGACAUUGUUCUCACUUUU